Messenger RNA from Phragmites australis (common reed), 1498 nucleotides. RefSeq names its product two-component response regulator-like PRR37. The transcript is spliced from 2 exons. Lineage: Eukaryota; Viridiplantae; Streptophyta; Magnoliopsida; Poales; Poaceae. Gene Ontology annotation, cellular component: nucleus. The record is from RefSeq and is a predicted model, not a curated record. Gene Ontology annotation, molecular function: protein binding. Gene Ontology annotation, biological process: regulation of flower development. Bases 112 to 939 code for a protein of 275 amino acids.
UGCGUACUAACUGUUACUUUUGUUGCAAGGUACCAUACAUCUGCGGCUUCUAAUCAAGGUGGGACAGGAUUUGUGGGGAGCUGUUCACUGCAUGAUAACAGCUCGGAGGCUAUGAAAACGGAUUCUACUUACAACAUGAAGUCAAAUUCUGAUGCUGCUCCAAUAAAACAAGGCUCCAACGGCAGUAGUAAUAAUAAUGACAUGGGUUCCACCACAAAGAACGUUGUGACAAAGCCCGCUACAAAUAAGGAGAGAGUGAUGUCACCCUCAGCUAUCAAGGCUAAUGCACACACCUCAGCAUUUCAUCCUGUGCAGCACUGGACGUUGCCAGCUAAUGCAACAAGAAAAGCGAAGGCUGAUGAAGUGGCCAACAAUGCAGCGAAGAAUGCUCACCCGGGCGAAGUACAGAGCAAUCUCGUGCAACACCCUCGUCCAAUCCUUCAUUAUGUCCAUUUUGAUGUGUCACGUGAAAAUGGUGGGUCAGGAGCCCCACAAUGUGGUUCAUCCAAUGUAUUUGAUCUUCCACUUGAAGGUCAAGCUGCUAACUAUGGUGUGAACGGAAGCAACUCAGGCAGUAACAAUGGAACCAACGGACAGAACAGAAGUACCGCUGCCGCAAGUAUGGCUGCUGCAAAUGCUGAACGGACAAAUACGGAGAUUGCUAAUGGUGCCAUUGACAAAAAUGGGCCUGGAGGUGGCAAUGGGAGUGGAAGCGGCAGUGGUAAUGACACGUAUGUGAAACGGCUCGCCCCGGCCAUAACACUGCGAGAAACACAACUGAUCAAAUAUAGAGAGAAAAGGAAAGAUCGGAACUUUGGAAAGAAGGUGCGGUACCAGAGCCGAAAGAGGCUGGCUGAGAAGCGGCCACGGGUCCGUGGACAGUUCGUGAAGCAGGCUGUACAAGAUCAGGGCGGAAGGGAAGGAGCUGCAGAUAGAUGACCCCCCCCCCCCCUAGUGUGACUCCGGCUCCGCCUCCAACUCCAACAUGGCUGCAUGCACCUGCUUUGGACUCCCAACACCUGGCAAUUAGACAGUUAAUUCUUCCUUCGCUGGUCUGAUCUGAUAUGGUCGACAACAUCCCCUUCCUAUCCAUCAUUGGUUCCUCCACAUUUAGAGUCGUCUAUCCUGGAAAGAAUAAAUAAGGAACUCCUGUGAUCCCUUAUAUUUUGCAUGCAUUCACAAGUAUAGUACAGAAGAAGCAUGUGGCUGACAGGCUCCAGGUGGUCUGUAAUACUACCUACUAUAUAUAUGGGAGUCAAGUCAUGCUGAAAUGUAACUAAGCAUGUACUGUACUAGUAAUGUCUGAACGGUACUGCUGUGUGUUGUCAUGUGUGGUCUUGGAUCAGUUGUCGAUCUGGCAGCAGUAAUGCAGUUGAGUUAGCUUACGGUUAUUCGGUUAUGCUGCUGCUGCUGCCGCCUGUGCCAGUUCAAGUGUCAUCAGUCAUUCUAUACACAUCCUCCUUCAAAUAGAAUUUCGUGCUUGUUACUAUGUGUCUAA